This is a messenger RNA of Ectocarpus sp. CCAP 1310/34, 3441 nucleotides long. NCBI's taxonomy places the organism in Eukaryota, Phaeophyceae, Ectocarpales, Ectocarpaceae. The record is from the annotation of a GenBank genome assembly.
AUGCUCCAGACGAGGUGCACGCCGCAGCGAUCCCACCGCGACAGCACAGGGCUGGGCACAGGGUUGGUCAUGUCGACGCUCGUUCGUGGUCUUGUUCCCAAGACGCAGCAGGCUGUUUUCGAGCCGCGUCACCCAAAUGUGGAAGAGCACGCACUUCCGUGCUUCCUUGCGGACAUCUGCAGGCGGCGACACUCUCGAGGAUGGAUGUACUACUGCUGUACAAUACGAUGAACGAGUACGCGUUCAACAACUGAUAUGGAGCAGCUGCUGGCACAUACCCUGGAGCACAAGGACGACUACCAGGCAAGCGGGCAGAAAGGGAGGGAGACGGACAUGCCCUGUUUGUCUCCAGUAACCUUUUUCCGCUUGGGUUUCCCGUUCCUCUACUUUUGUACUACUGCUGUACUUUGUGUUCUUUUCCUGUAUUACUGCUCUAAACAAACUGCUCUGCUGUGUGCUGCUGUGGGGAACUGACACACCUGCUCCGGGUGUGACUCUAUGCAACAUUCGUGCGGGUAUCUUUUUGAACAUCCGCUUCCCGUUGUCACGCUGGCUACAAAUGGCAGCCUCUUCUACCGAGGUUCGACCUUUGUACCACUUGGCAUCAGCAUUGGUCCAUCAGUUGUUUUGUGUCUUUGUUCGUUUACGCUCCUGUAUCUGUGUUGGUUGUUGUUCCUCAUCGAACACGCUGGCUGCUGUUGCAUCGCAUCAUGUUGCAGGAACAGACAACGGCGUUGGCGCGCUGUCGACGAUUCGUUCGCUUUCGCGACUUGGGGCGGAUGUUGCUGAGAGCUUCGUCCUUCGAUGUCACAGUGCUGUNUCUUUGUUCGUUUACGCUCCUGUAUCUGUGUUGGUUGUUGUUCCUCAUCGAACACGCUGGCUGCUGUUGCAUCGCAUCAUGUUGCAGGAACAGACAACGGCGUUGGCGCGCUGUCGACGAUUCGUUCGCUUUCGCGACUUGGGGCGGAUGUUGCUGAGAGCUUCGUCCUUCGAUGUCACAGUGCUGUUUGGCAUUGCGGAGGAGCUGAGCUUCGUGUCCCAUGGCACCAACGACGGACCAUUCUAUGCACACGUGUCUGGCGAAUCUACUGCUGCUGUGCAGCUAUGUGAGUUACCUAUGUAUUGGCGUGGUCACAGCACCAGCAGUAUGGAAGCGUUCGUUUACGGCGAUGUACUGUAAAUUCGAAACAUGCUACUGUUGUACGACAUUUUCUUGUAGCCCACAUUUGAGUCGACAACGUAGGGGUGGAGCUUGCGUGGAACUAGAAUCUAGGGAUGAGCAAACCCUGUCGUAGUUUGUCGGAAGGAUUUUGAAGGAGACAACCAACUUGGGACAACCCCCCUCUUUGUCUCGUUAUCAACGCUUCGGAAAAGUCGUGCAAUUUUCCACGGAACGGUGAAAAGAAAACCCGACUUUUUGUCGCUUGUUCUAUUCGUGAUGUCAUCGCAAUCUAUCCUAGACUCAUUUUUUAUAGAUGGAGAUGGAUUUGUUGUGUGAUAUUAAGAAAGUAUAAAAAAGUUGACUUGGUAUUGCUCACCAUAGAGCAGCGGUACAAGCGCAAUGAGCAGCACCCGACACAGAGGAUCACACACUUACAUUAGAAAGAUCCUAUCCACCGGCCUGCUGCUUUCAGUUUUCAGCAACAACAGGCGCAGGGCAGAGUCUCGCAACCUGGGUGUUGCUUGCGAUUUCUUCAGUUUGCCAGCUCAUAUUUCACGGUUGCGACUCCCACCUUUGACCACCACCUGCCCAAUGGUAGACGAGCUCAACAACCUUUGGGCGGCAGCCGCACUGACGGCCAGCAUCAUAUAGAUGGCCAAUCCGAAAGAAUUAGCGUGUCGGAGGCCCUGUUGCUCUUCUGCUGCGUGGUGCCGUGGAUUGAUGUUGACGUGUCCGACCAAAAACAGAACAUCUCGCCGCAUUUUUUCCAACGGCAUUUUGGUGAUGUGGCACACGUCUCUCACACACCUUAUUGAGCAGCACCCAAGCACCCAAUACCCACGAAGCAGCACGGCGCCGGGAGAUGGUAUCAUAUAGACAGCCGAACCGAAGGAAUCAGCGCGUUGGAGGUCUUGGUGCUACUGCUGUGCUCGUUCUACUGUUUCCGUGUUUGCUAUGUGUGAUUGAAAAAAAUUCCUCAGCACCAACAGCAAGCAGCAGUUGAAGACGAGAGCACAACGUAAUGUCUAGUUUUGGACCAAGAACGGACUGAACGCCGCUUCUGCCGCUUGUCCAUCUCCACAAUAGAUCUGGACGUGAGUCUGGCAGGUCCUUCUAGCGUUCUCAGUGAUAUUAUAGCGCCCGCGGUGCGCUUGUCCGAUGCUACUGUCAAAAACACGGAUCCGUGAAAGAAGCAAUGAACGCAAAAUCCCGGCUCCUUCUUUUCACGUUGUCGGGGAAAAACGCCUACAUAUUUGUUCAAGAAAACGCGCUUCCGUGAAAUGUUCCGUGAUUUUAUGGUCGUUAAUAAUACCCCUUAGCAACGCCGUUUUAGCACUGGUUCUACAGCAGUGAAACAGGUUGACUGAGGUACAGCAGGGCAGAGCUGAACUUGUUUUUCGUGCUCAAUGCUCCGGAAGUGGUCUGUGCGGUUUGCUUUGACCCCUGAGUUAUCUUUCGGGCUGGGUCACAAACCCAAAGUGGUUGAGAAUUCAGUAUCGUCUGCAAGGGCUUCAAUCCUUCCCGUUCGACACCUCACACCACCACCCUAGACCCACCUAUAGCUGAACAGAUAUCGGCUAUUCGGGCGUGUGCCUCCAGAAACCGUCUUUCAAAAAACACGUCAACGAUACCACAGGGUUUCCGUCCGGGAUUCGGUGCAGUACCGAGUAACUUAUGGUACAGGGUAUGAAGUGGGAUGAGGGGUGCUCCCGGAGACGCUAACGGAAGAGAAACAGUAGCAACGAGGCACGCCGUCAUCCCCCCAACCCUCUUCACGCACCCCUUCCCCCAGCUUGUAAACCUCGCCGUGGGGCCUUGUGCGACAAUAGUUUCUCGGAAAUGAAUGUUGACAAUGCACCUGUCGUGCGGGAGGCCCUGGGUUGUGAGUUGGAUACAUGGCGUCAGCUAACAGGAAAACCAACUGCUGUGCUGUUGCCUUGUCCCUGCAAAUUUCGUGAUCUAAUGCCUGAGGCGAACAUCCAGCGAUACGUUACCGACUAAGUAUCAAGAAGACUGGCAUAGACAAGCGAACGGGGUCCGGCGAAGUCGACACGCGCAUGACGAUGACGAUACUGCUGGACGAGCAGCGUGGAUGCCCUCCGGACACAAUUUGGUCCCAACCAGAGGGGGGCUAGGGAAUUAUUUGGUCGGGCGGGCGGGGAAUUUUGCGUGGACGUGGUGCCUCUGUAGAUUUGGAGUCGUGGGCAGGGGAGAGAGGAGCUUUGGCUUGGGCUGUGACGAGGCGACAGCUGCUUGUGUAUGUGCUGUGGGGGGAGGGG